Messenger RNA from Aspergillus campestris IBT 28561, 2154 nucleotides. RefSeq names its product phospholipid:diacylglycerol acyltransferase. Gene Ontology annotation, biological process: triglyceride biosynthetic process; lipid storage. The coding region runs from base 110 to 1975 and encodes 621 amino acids. The record is from RefSeq and is a predicted model, not a curated record. The transcript has 3 exons. Gene Ontology annotation, molecular function: phospholipid:diacylglycerol acyltransferase activity. Gene Ontology annotation, cellular component: perinuclear endoplasmic reticulum; cytoplasm. NCBI's taxonomy places the organism in Eukaryota, Fungi, Ascomycota, Eurotiomycetes, Eurotiales, Aspergillaceae.
UGGUCUUGUAUGCUCUAUACCCCCUUUCCAUUUUCGUUAAUUGUUUCUCCUUAUUCCCCGUCCUGUUCCUCACUUUAAUUACACACAUUGUCAGACGUGUUCUCCAUCCAUGCUGCGCCGCCGCCCGGCCAAGGACGGCCAAGUCCCCUCGUCCGCACCCUCGGAUCCAAACAGCAGCUCGUCCUCCUCGAACACCGUCACUCAAACCGUUGAAAAGAAGAAGGGUGACUCCUUUCUCACCAAGCCCCGCAGCAAACGGCGCAACAGUCUGAUCUUCCUGCUGGGUGGGCUGUUCGGAAUCCUGUUCGCCCUCUUCUUCGCCAGCCAGCAGGAUGUGAUUAGCUUGGACUCGUUACUGGACCUGAACCUGGACACUUUGAUGGAAGCCAUUCCCCAGGGGAUUGUAUGGGAUGCGCGGGAAUUCACGCAACAUGAACGCGACGCCGUCAACUACGACCCUUUCUCCGUCGGGCUCCUACUCUCAGAACAGGGCAUCAAGGCCAAACACCCCAUCGUCAUGAUCCCCGGCGUGAUCUCCACCGGCCUCGAGAGCUGGGGCACCGGCGACGCCUCGCGGCAGUACUUCCGCCGCCGGCUCUGGGGCAGCUGGACGAUGAUGCGCGCGCUGGUCCUCGACAAGGCGGAAUGGAAGAACCACGUCAUGCUGGACAAGAAAUCAGGACUCGAUCCCCCGGGGGUGAAGCUGCGGGCAGCGCAGGGGUUCGACGCGACGGAUUUCUUCAUCACGGGCUACUGGAUCUGGAGCAAGAUCCUCGAGAACCUCGCGACCAUCGGCUACGACCCCACCAACGCCUUCACAGCCGCCUACGACUGGCGGCUAUCGUACCCGAACCUCGAAACCCGCGACCAGUACUUCAGCCGCCUCAAGUCCUACAUCGAGACCGCCGUGCGCGUCAACGGCGAAAAGGUCACCCUCACCUCGCACAGCAUGGGCUCGCAGGUCGUCAUGUACUUCUUCAAGUGGGUCGAGCACCCAGACCACGGCCAGGGCGGCAAAGACUGGGUCAACAAGCACAUCGCCUCCUGGGUCAACAUCAGCGGCUGCAUGCUCGGCGCCGUCAAGGGCCUCACAGCCGUCCUAUCCGGCGAGAUGCGCGACACCGCCCAACUAAACGCCUUCGCCGUCUACGGCCUCGAGAAGUUCCUCUCCAAAGAAGAGCGCGCCGAGAUCUUCCGCGCCAUGCCCGGCAUCUCCAGCAUGCUGCCCAAAGGCGGCGAAGCCGUCUGGGGCAACUCAACCUGGGCACCCGACGACCAACCAGGCCAGCCCCUCACCUUCGGCAACCUGCUCAACUUCCGCGAAAGCAACUCCUCCUUCACAGCCAAGAACCUGACCACGCCCGAAAGCCUCGCCUACCUCAUGGACCAAAGCGAGGACUGGUACCGCGAGCAAGUCCAAAACAGCUACUCGCACGGUGUCGCCCACACCACCCGCGAGAUCGAAGCCAACGAGAACGACCCGCGCACAUGGCUCAACCCGCUCGAAGCGCGCCUGCCCCUCGCGCCAGACAUGAAAAUCUACUGCUUCUACGGCGUCGGCAAGCCCACCGAGCGCAGCUACUUCUACCAGGAAGAGCGCGACCCGCUCGUCAACAUGAACGUCAGCAUCGACACGACCGUGUCCGUCCCCGACGGCGUCGACCGCGGCGUCGUCAUGGGCGAGGGCGACGGCACCGUCAACCUCAUCAGCACGGGCUACAUGUGCGCCAAGGGGUGGCACAUGAAGCGGUAUAAUCCGGCCGGUGUCAAGGUGAAGGUCUUUGAGAUGCCGCAUGAGCCGGAUAGGUUUUCGCCUCGUGGUGGGCCUAAUACUGGCGACCACGUCGACAUCCUCGGCCGCGCCAGCCUCAACGACCUCGUCCUGCGCGUCGCAGGCGGCCAAGGCGACGAUAUCGAGGAGACCUUUGUCUCGAGGAUUAAGGAGUAUGCUGACCGGGUGCAGAUUUUCGAGUAGACAGGUAGAUAGACAGGCAUAUAUCUAGUCUCGUCAUCGAUCUAUCUACCUAUCUACCUAUCUACCUAUCUAGCAAUGGCUUUGAUGGGUGGUAGGUAUCCUUUGAGGGGGAGAGGGGUGCUUGGGCUCCUUGUAUGUAUGUACGUAUGUAAUUACUUAUUGAUUAAUGACGAAUAGAG